Messenger RNA from Lolium rigidum, 1075 nucleotides. Its product is annotated as DNA-directed RNA polymerase III subunit rpc31-like. The coding region runs from base 166 to 813 and encodes 215 amino acids. The record is from RefSeq and is a predicted model, not a curated record. The transcript is spliced from 8 exons. Lineage: Eukaryota; Viridiplantae; Streptophyta; Magnoliopsida; Poales; Poaceae. Gene Ontology annotation, biological process: transcription by RNA polymerase III. Gene Ontology annotation, cellular component: RNA polymerase III complex.
CCUGCCCUAGCCGUCUCUCUCUCCUCCGGCCACCGCCGACACUGACGACGACGGCGAGACUCACCCCCAUCGAUCCCCGACGAUCACAGCUCGUUUCCCCCCUAAUUUGGUGUCCCCGUAACACCUCCAUCUUCUACCGAGAGGCGCGGCUUCGGGCUCCCCAGGAUGUCGUUCCGAGGCCGCGGAGGGAGAGGAGGAGGCAGAGGCGGGAGAGGCGGCCGCGGAGGCUACGGGUCCUCCAAUUUUAACUUCAAUGGGAAGCACGAGCCCCACGAGAACUUCCCGGAGAUCCCUCUGCCCGAGACGAAGUUCGCGGCCACAGCCGAGGAGAAGGCUCUGAUACUGUCCACCCUGAAGCUCGAGGAGUUCAUCAGGAAUUCUUGCUACCAUCUAGAGCCGGAUGUCCCCAAGAAAAAAAAUGACGACAAAGAGAUUGAGAGAUUUUCUGAUAGGAAGCGCAAAACAAGAAACAAACGUGAAUCUCUUAAAUCAUACCUCAAACUAACUCCUGGAAAUUUCCCUGAGGAACUGUGGAAAGAUUCUACACGAGCGCAACCAGUCAGUAAAAAGCUUCGGUGGGAUAAAGACGCAGAUGACAAGACAUUUGAAGUAUUUGAGAAGCUUGAAGCACAGCACAAGGCUGGAGAGAACAAGCCCGAAAAGGAUGGUGAAGACGAGGAUGACGAGGAGGAGGAGGAGGAAGUAGAAGAGGAAGAAAGUUCAGAUGACGAUUAUAAUCAGAAUAUUGAGUUUGAUGAUGAUGACGAUGACUGGAACCAGGAAGAGGAAGCACAAGAAGACUACUAUGAAUAAUGACUGCUGGACUCUGAAAAGGUUUAGUUUUGUUGGUAUUCUUCUUCGUCUGCAACUCAUUGAGCAAUUUCGAUGGGAGUAGUAUCUAGUCAGGUGGUUACGGAUAAAUCUUCUUCCUGACUUCUUUUUGUCAAGGCGUACCAGAAACUAAUGACUCUGAAUUCUGAAUUCUGAAUUAUGCUGUUGCAAAUGUUUCUAUUGUGGCUGUACAAGCAGUGAUGAAUAUGCAAUCAAAUGUAAUUCAUCUGCCUGGUUUCGUUAA